AGAGAAUCAGAAAGGGUAGAUGGACGCAAUAGCGAUCCCCACAAAAAAAGGUAGUGGGAAAAAAGUUCUUUUUGUAUGCGAUGAUGGUGAUGAUGAUGCCUGCAAUCUCCUACACCAACAACGCUCGUCUCGUUUCUCUCUCUCUCUCUCUCUUUUCUUCUUGCUUUCCUCUCUUUUUUAUUUCCUUUCUUUCCAUGGCCAAUCUCUUCUUCUUCUCCUUGUUCUUUUCAUGCGAUUAUUGUAACAUCCCUUGAGAAAUAUAGGAGUCCUUUAUUUUUUAUUUUUUUAAGUACUGACCAACUAACACUUUCUCUUCCUAAUUGUUCUCCAUGGAUGACAACAACUGUGGCUGUUGGGCUGUCUUGAAACGCGGCGUUUGCAAGUCCUCCUCUUCUCGUGACUCUGCUAGCACAAUUCCUCGUACAAGUCUUGUUUAUGAUGCUGCUACUGAGACAAGAUAUCUAAAUGCUAGUAAUAGAGAGCUGUGCCCUCCAAAUGAAGCUCAUCUUUCAUCUGAUAAUCCUGAUCCACUAACAUCAGAUAACAAAUCUCCAUGCCAGCUUCUCCAAUUUACUUUUCAGGAGCUAAAAUCUGCAACAGGAAACUUUAGACCUGACAGCAUUCUUGGUGAAGGUGGUUUUGGCUAUGUCUUCAAGGGGUGGAUAGAGGAAAAUGGGACAGCACCGGCGAAACCAGGUUCAGGGAUUACAGUUGCUGUCAAGAGUUUGAAGCCAGAUGGUCUUCAAGGCCAUAGAGAAUGGGUGGCUGAGGUUGAUUUCCUAGGACAACUUCAUCAUCCAAAUCUUGUUAAACUUAUUGGUUACUGCAUUGAAGAUGAUCAACGGCUGCUUGUAUAUGAAUUUAUGACCCGAGGAAGUCUUGAAAACCAUCUUUUUAGAAGGACAAUACCUCUUCCAUGGACAAAUAGGAUUAAGAUUGCACUUGGAGCAGCAAAAGGAUUGGCCUUUCUCCAUGGUGGUCCAGAACCAGUCAUUUAUAGAGAUUUUAAAACAUCCAACAUUUUACUUGAUUCGGAAUAUAACGCAAAGCUUUCAGAUUUUGGUCUAGCAAAGGCUGGUCCUCAAGGAGACAAAACACAUGUUUCUACUAGGGUUGUUGGAACCUAUGGCUAUGCUGCACCAGAGUAUGUUAUGACAGGACACUUGACAUCUAAGAGUGAUGUCUACAGCUUUGGUGUUGUAUUACUUGAGAUUUUGACAGGCCGAAGAUCAAUGGACAAGAAGCGUCCUAGUGGAGAGCAGAAUCUUGUUGCUUGGGCUCGGCCAUAUUUAGCUGACAAGAGAAAACUUUACCAACUGGUGGAUCCCCGCUUGGAGCUGAAUUAUUCUCUUAAAGGGGUGCAGAAAGUUUCUCAAUUAGCAUACAGCUGCCUCCAUAGGGACCCAAAAUCCCGUCCUACUAUGGAUGAAGUAGUGAAAGUUCUCACUCCAUUGCAAGAUCUUAACGAUCUUGCUAUCUUAUCCUAUCACUCUCGUCUAUCUCAACAAGGGAGACGUAAGCAGAGGCUGGAGGGAUCUCAUCAAGUCUCCAAUGCUCAAUCCAAAAGCAUCAGAGAUUCUCCUUUGAAUACUGGCAAACAGAGGUGUAGAUGAUCCAUAGUCAAUUGGCUCAACUAUCAAAUCAAACAGACGUUGGGAUGCCACUGUUGUAUCUGCGAUUGUGUGAAGACAAUAUUUCAGGCUUGUUGUAUAAUUUUGGGGAUCUGGAAUUUGCUAGAGACAGAAGGACUGGAGGAGGUAAACCAAUUUCCUUUUCUUCAAAACCUUACACUAAAGGGCUAACCAUGAAUGUGAGAUCAUUCCUUGCGAUCUUAGUAUUGUAAUUGAGAUAUCUCUUGUAAUUAGAUCAAACCUCAUAUUUCCAAGAUUGCAUUUGCAGCUACCUGAAUGUCAAUUUCUCUCAGUUAUGGAAUUUGCUGUAUGUUUUUCCAUUGACACAAUGCUUUGC
This is a messenger RNA of Durio zibethinus, 1968 nucleotides long. RefSeq names its product serine/threonine-protein kinase PBL35-like. The record is from RefSeq and is a predicted model, not a curated record. Gene Ontology annotation, molecular function: protein kinase activity; ATP binding. Lineage: Eukaryota; Viridiplantae; Streptophyta; Magnoliopsida; Malvales; Malvaceae. Gene Ontology annotation, biological process: protein phosphorylation.